Messenger RNA from Mytilus trossulus (common blue mussel), 1722 nucleotides. RefSeq lists its product as uncharacterized. The record is from RefSeq and is a predicted model, not a curated record. Lineage: Eukaryota; Metazoa; Mollusca; Bivalvia; Mytilida; Mytilidae. The coding region runs from base 393 to 1682 and encodes 429 amino acids. The transcript is spliced from 6 exons.
CCAUUUUCACAGUUUUGCACAAUAGCAAAAAAAAACUUCAAUUGCACAAUAUUGCGCUAUAAAAAAAUACCUGAAUCUAGAUUUUCCCUAUACUUUAUAGUGUUAAAUUUUUGAGCAAAUAAAUUGAUUGAUAGCGUUAAAAAAAUAAAUGAAAUUUUCUAACUCAAACAAAAAGCAAUACCCCCACCCCUUUUAAAGUAUAUUGGUUGCUCCCUAUACCAUUCAUCGACGUCAUAAACAUCUCUUUUGGCAACGUUAUCUUCGAUGUAUCGUCGAUAAAUUGCACAAGGAUAUUUUUUAGACGUAUAAAGAAUUGAUUGUGCAGCUUUCUGAAGAAAGUAGAAAUCGUGAGCGAAGUGUGUUGACUCAACAAUCAACAGGACAACUCCAGUAUGGAGUGGACAGCAGAAAAAGAAGAAAAAGUACAUAAAGUAGCAGCUGGGUUGAGCGAAGCAAUCAUUUGUGUGGCGACAUUUGAAUUCACUUACGAACAGUGGGCAAAUGUAGAAGGAGACAUAAGAGCAGCUGAGGAUAGGGAAUCUGACCUGAUAAAGGAGUUAGAUAAAUUAAAAGAACAUGGCACAACAGAAAAAGAAGAUUUAGAAAGGGAAGAAUAUGGGUUUAAUGUUCAAGACGACACCGGUAAUAUAUCUGACGAAUUGAAAGACUUGGACGAAGCAUUAGACGUGGCAGAACAGCAGAUGGCAUCUAUAAGAUCAAAACGCCAAGGUGCACCUAUGAGUGAAGCAGAGCAACAAGAGGCAUUAGUUAGAGCAGAACAUCAAGAGGAAUCUGUGAGUGCGCCAGAACAACAAGAGGCAUCUGCGAGUGCAACAGAACAAGAGGAAUCUAUGAGUGUAGAAGAACAAAAAGAGGCAUACAUGAAAUUAGCAGAUGGUUUAGGACCAACAGAAAAAUCGCCAAAGAAUGUCGGAAAUCUUUUCCAGAAUAUUGUCCAGAAUGGAGCUGUUAGCAAACAAUCAAAAAAGGAAAAAAAGAGGAUAAAAAGAAAUAUUAAGAAAGACGAGAAAUUAAGAGAAAAAAUUGCUAAAAAAGAGGAAAGAGUUGUACAGUUGCACUUCAAGUUGGUAGAUCAAAUUAUGAAACGGUACAACAAGGACGUCAAAGUACAACGAAAAAUAGAAGAACAGAGGAAAAAGAAGAUUGACAAGAUUGGGAUAAAAGCUCAAAAGAAACUGGAUAAAGAAAUGAAGAGAAUAAAAAAAGUAGAUGCAAAAGAUGAAAAGAAGAAAAAGACCCCAAUAAAGGUUGAAAAAGACAAAAAGAAGGUGAAAGAGGCACGCAAAAAAGAUGGUGCAAAGGCUAUGAAGAAAAACAAAACAAGGAAAGAGGCAGAGAAAAACAAAGAGGAAAAGAAGAUAGAGGCACCAACUAAAGAUGGUGUACGGGCUAUGAAGAAAAACAAACAAAAGAAAGAGGCAGAGAAAAACAAAGAGGAAACGAAGAUAGAGGCACAAACUAAAGAUGGUGUACAGGCUAUGAAGAAAAACAAAACGAAAAUAGAGACAAAGAAAAACCAAGAUGAAAAGAAGAAAGGGUCCAAAACCAUGGAAAACAUUGAUAAUGGCGGAAAGAAAAAAUCAAUUUCAGCAAAUAUUCAGGCAUUUUUUUCGAAUCUUUUCUUGAGAAAACGUCAGGAAAAGGAUAAAGCUGCAGUUUGAUACAUUGUGUUUUUUUGUAUUAUACCAAAAUUUUUAUAUU